AUGUAUGAUGUAGAACAAAAAUCUAUAGACGACUACAUAAAAUAUUACGAAGAACUGACUUACGACACACAAGAGCUCCACAACAAACACUUGAGGGCAAAAAGGUCAACAACAGAAGGCAAGAGACUGGAACUGAAAUUUACAGCUCAUAACAGGUCAUUCCAUUUAGAUUUGAAGCCGUCCACCUCUGUUUUUACCAAAAACUUUAGAUCCACCCACAACAAUGGGACGGAGGAUCCUGUGGAUCUGUCUAUAAUAUAUGAGGGGUCAGUUAGGGGCGAACCUGGGAGCAACGUCCACGGAGCUGUGAUUCUGGGAAUAUUCCGGGGGAAAAUUAAUAUUCCCAGUGACACUGUGUACCACAUUGAGCCUGCAUACAGAUUCUACGGCCUUAAUGAGGCACAAAAAUUACCGUACCAUUCUGUUAUCUAUAAGGAUGAACAUCUUGAUUUAGACCCAUAUAGAUACAAAGAAGGUACAGAGGCCAGAACAGGAAAUUGUGCCCUUGACAGAUACCAAGACUGGAUGGUCCAACAAACCGAGGCUGAGGUCAAUUUACGGACGAAACGUAUAUACUUCAGCCAAAAAGAAAAACACAACAAGUAUUCUGCAGAGAGCAACGAUGAUAAGAAUCGAGGAAUACGGUCGGCUGGAGUAGAAACCUGUGAUAACACUAUACCAAACACAUGCAACCUUUACCUGAGAUCAGAUCCAGUAUUAUUUAAUAAAUUCAACACUGAUCUCGGCAAUAAUCAAAUCGCAGCCAGAGACGAAAUUCUCUCCCUCUUCAGUACUCAUGUUAACGCAUUGAAUGAAAUUUUCCGACGCACAAGACUUAAAUCCUCUUCUACAAUCCCAUGUUUCGUUCAAUUUCAAAUCCAGCGGACUACGGUUAUGACAGACAGCACGGAGAACUGUGUUCUUCAAAAGACAAAGUUCUGUCAGGAGAACCUAGACGUCAGUAACUUUCUAAAUCUUCAUUCUCUCUCUAACCACGACAGCUUCUGUCUGGCCUAUACCUUUACCUAUCGAGAUUUUCUACAAGGAACACUGGGACUCGCCUGGGUUGGAUCUUCUACAGCAUCAUCAGGUGGCGUAUGUGAAAGACACAAAUCCUACAGGGAAGGUACCACUGAAAUCAAGAAAAGUCUCAACACGGGAGUGGUUACUCUACUCAACUAUGGCAAACGUGUCCCCCCACGUAUCUCAGAGCUCACUUUCGCUCAUGAAGUCGGACACAACAUGGGAUCUCCCCACGAUGACGGUAAACCAUGUGCCCAGACCACUUCUGAUCAGGGAAAUUAUAUCAUGUUUGCAAGUGCAACAAAGGGAAACCUUCCAAACAACGAUGAUUUCUCUCUCUGUAGUAAAAAUAGUUUUACUGACGUCAUUACGGCUGUUGUUGAUCCAAAUAAGGGAAAAUACAACUGCUUUACACAGUCCAACAUGGCGUUCUGUGGUAAUGGAAUUGUAGAGGAGGGAGAGGAGUGUGACUGUGGUUAUGAUACAGACUGUACAGAUAAAUGCUGUAAUCCACAACAAACAAGUGGUCCCGACAGCAAUGCGUGUACACUUAAAAUAGACCAAAUGAACAAUCGGAAAUAUAAUUGCAGCCCUUCCCAAGGAGCUUGUUGUUCAUCAGAAUGUACCUAUAUGGACACAGAGAAUCAAUGUCGACCUUCAACAGAAUGCAUGAAGGCUCAAAAUUGUACAUAUCCUUCAUCAACUUGUCCUGCAUCAGAGAAGGAACCAGAUCUAACCUUCUGUGAUAACUUCUCCCAAGUUUGUCUUAAUGGGUUUUGUUCCGGGUCCCUCUGUUUAAAAAUUAAUGGUACUAAUAUUAAUACUUCUGAUAGUACCACUUCAAGAUGGGAGCAAUGCUUCAUCCCAAGAACUGGGGAUCUCACAGUGCAGGACAGAGUGGAGCUGUGUUAUCUGGCUUGUAGACAGAAUAAUUCCACUGAAUGCUAUACAUCAAAUAGCAAUCUAGAUCAUUUGAAAGCCAGAGAAUUCGAUACUUUAGUAAAGGAAGUCAACAUGAUGAAAAAUUCCUCAGGUGGAGUGAGAAUGCCAGCAGGUGCAGUGUGUAAUGAUUAUCAGGGUGUUUGUGACGCUUUCUCUCGAUGUCGAGGAGUUAGUGAUGAAGGACCCUUAAGGAGAUUGACAAAUCUGUUGUUUAGUGAGGAAACAUUGGCCAACAUCAAAAACUGGAUUAUAGAACAUUGGUGGGCCACUAUUCUGAUAGGGAUUGGUGUGAUCGUAUUUAUGGGAAUUUUCAUAAAAGUAUUUUCUGUACAUACUCCUAGUACCAAUCCUGACAGGCCGGUACAGAAUCACAACAUCCCACUCCGCGAGCCUGAGCCUGAGCACAACCGCAGGAGGAAGCGCUCCUCGGAAUUCCCUCCGCCAUAUUCCCCUCCCGGAGGCCCACCACAGGGACACAGAAAAAGGUAGAAUGAAGUAAAGACAAAAAAUACGAACAUUUCUAACACAUAAAAUUUUAAAUCAAGUCAGCUUAUUUAGUUGAACAACCAACAGAUUUUCACUGACAUUUCCUGUGAUUGGCUUUAAAACCAUUUGUGUUGUACCUCGGAUUUCUAUUAGACAACUUCUAUUUCUUUGAGUGACAAGGAACGGUAACUCUGUAAAGAUACCGGUGAAUUGUAAAAAAUGAAAUGUAUACGUGUAUAAUAAGGUGAAUGCAAAAAAUUACAUGUAUAUAUAUUUAUAAUUGGACUAUUGUACUCUCCUGAUUGCUCUUUGUCACUUGAGGUAUUUAACUCACCUGAGCUGAAAGCUCAAGUGAGCUUUUCUGAUCACAUUUUGUUCGGCGUCCGUCUGUCCGUCUGUCUGUCCGUCUGUCUGUCUGUAAACUUUUCACAUUUUCAACUUCUUCUCAAUAACCACUGGGCCAAAUUCAACCAAACUUGCCACAAAGCAUCCUUGGGUAAAGGGGAUUCAAGUUUGUUCAAAUGAAGGGCCACGCCCUCUUUCAAGGGGAGAUAAUUAGGAAUUAGUGAAAAAAUAAUGGCAUCAUUUAAAAAUCUUCUUCUCAAGAACCACUGGGCCAGGAAAGAUGAAACUUAUGUGGAAACAUCCUCAGGUAGUGUAGAUUCAAGUUUGUUCAAAUCAUGACCCCCGGGGGUAGGGUGGGGCCACAAUGGGGGAUCCAAGUUUUACAUAGAAAUAUAUAGGAAAAUAUCUUUAAAAAUCUUCUUCUUAAGAACAGUAAAGCCAGGAUUGGUCAUAUUUAUAUGGAAGCAUCCUCAGGUAGUGUAGAUUCAAGUUUGUUCAAAUCAUGACCCCCGGGGUAGGGUGGGGCCACAAUGGGGGAUCCAAGUUUUACAUAGAAAUAUAUAGGAAAAUAUCUUUAAAAAUCUUCUUCUUAAGAACAGCAAAGCCAAGAUUGGUCAUAUUUUUAUGGAAGCAUCCUCAGGUAGUGUAGAUUCAAGUUUGUUCAAAUCAUGUCCCCCGGGGAUAGGGUGGGGCCACAAUGGGGGAUCCAAGUUUUACAUAGAAAUAUAUAGGAAAAUAUCUUUAAAAAUCUGCUUCUUAAGAACAGUAAAGCCAAGAUUGGUCAUAUUUAUAUGGAAGCAUCCCCAGGUAGUGUAGAUUCAAGUUUGUUCAAAUCAUGACCCCCGGGGGUAGGGUGGGGCCACAAUGGGGGAUCCAAGUUUUACAUAGAAAUAUAUAGGAAAAUAUCUUUAAAAAUCUUCUUCUUAAGAACAGCAAAGGCAUGAUUGGUCAUAUUUAUAUGGAAGCAUCCUUAGGUAGUGUAGAUUCAAGUUUGUUCAAAUCAUGACCCCCGGGGGUAGGGUGGGGCCACAAUGGAAGAUCCAAGUUUUACAUAGAUAUAUAUAGGAAAAUAUCUUUAAAAAUCUUCUUCUUAAGAAAGCAAAGCCAUGAUUGGUCAUAUUUAUAUGGAAGCAUCCUCAGAUAGUGAAGAUUCAAAUUUGUUCAAAUAAUAACCCCCGGGGGUAGGGUGGGGCCACAAUUGGGGAUCAAAGUUUUACAUAGAAAUAUAUAGGAAAAUAUCGUUAAAAAUCUUCUUCUUAAGAACAGUAAAGCCAUGAUUGGUCAUAUUUAUAUGGAAGCAUCCUCAGAUAGUGAAGAUUCAAGUUUGUUCAAAUUAUUACCCUGGGGAUAGGUUGGGGCCACAAUGGGUGAUCAAAGUUUACAGAGGAAUAUAUAGGAAAAAGUCUUUUUCUCAAGAACAGAAAAGCCAUGAU
Molecule: messenger RNA, 4229 nt
Organism: Saccostrea echinata
Lineage: Eukaryota; Metazoa; Mollusca; Bivalvia; Ostreida; Ostreidae
Product: disintegrin and metalloproteinase domain-containing protein 10-like
Exons: 18
Coding region: 1-2454 (817 amino acids)
Biological process (GO): membrane protein ectodomain proteolysis; Notch signaling pathway
Cellular component (GO): plasma membrane
Molecular function (GO): metalloendopeptidase activity
Source: RefSeq, a predicted model, not a curated record